UAACGUUUCCAUUAGUUUAAAUUCUCCGGUAGUUAAAAUAAACUUUAAGUGUCGUUUCCAAAAAUGUGGUAUUUAUUAGUGUAAAUCGAAAGUGUUUUGUGUUUUCUUUAUGUAACAAAGAAAAAAUAAUUAAUAAGUUUUAAGGAAAUUGUUGUGAACGGGUGAAGAUUCUAUAUAUUUGGCUUCAAAGUGUAUCAACAAUUGAAAAGCAACAUGAAUUAUCAAAAGGGUAUUAAGGAUCCAAAUCUGGAAAGACACUCAAACAAAGGGAAAUCACGUCAUUUUCCGGUAAAUGGUUUAGGUUCAGUUAAUUCUGCUGCCAAUAACGAUACACGUAAUAUUUAUAAUAAUCCUUAUACAUCAUCCUCACUACAACAACAGCAGCAGCAACAACAAUUACGCCAUCAACAACUACAUCAACAGCAGCAGCAAUUGCCACAACAUGUUUAUAAAUCAAUUGCUGGUAGCAGCAUUGGUGGCAAUAGCAAUCAAUACGAUUAUUCAACACCAAAUUUAACAACAGAUCAACAGGCUUCAUCGGCUGCUGUCGUAGCAGCAGGACUUGUAGCAGGUGUUUCCUCCAACAAUACAACAGAAGCGGAAAAUCUUUUUCUCAAUCAUAAUAACGGUAAGCUUGGCAUUAUAUAAAUCACUAAUUUAAGGUAAAAUAAAAUGAUUAUAAAUUCUUUAUUGUA
Messenger RNA from Calliphora vicina (urban bluebottle blowfly), 695 nucleotides. RefSeq names its product ecdysone-induced protein 74EF. Bases 214 to 648 code for a protein of 144 amino acids. Lineage: Eukaryota; Metazoa; Arthropoda; Insecta; Diptera; Calliphoridae. The record is from RefSeq and is a predicted model, not a curated record. The transcript has 4 exons.